AUGGCGACCGCUACGCUUACUUCGCCUAGCUCAGUUCCCGACCUCACCCCAUCCAAAUCCUCGAAAUCAUCGUCCUUCCAUUCUUCUUCUCACGAUGCCGACAUCAAUGUUAACUUCGCGGAUACCUCCAAUUUUGAAGAAAUCGGUUUGGAAGAUGACUCCGAAAUCCAGCCGUUCCCCGAGCCCUUUCCAUACCCUCACUCUCGUUCCCGAGCCGGCUCUCGAGCUUCCAGCAAAAAUCGUGUCAUUUCGCAUGUUAGUAGCAUGAGUAGCUUGAAAUCUGCAACUCCACCCUCGAAACCUGUCAGAGACUUGACUUCUGGCCAAAGGAGACAAGUUAUGCCACCCUCGUCGAGGAAUAUCCAAGGCAUGUCUGGACAAUACCCAAAGGGUACACUGGAACCGAGGAUGCUAAAGAGUGGCCGUCGAUUGACAGGCGGAAGUGCCUCGACUCCCUCUCUCCCCCGUCCACUUCGAUCUCGCUCGGUAUCCCCAUCUUCUGCCCCUGUUUCAAAUUCUGCGGCCAAGUUUUCGCCAUCUGCUUCCAGCCAGAACCUAUCGCCUAUCGCACCAAGGGCUCUUUCUUCUUCUCGCCGAGGCUCUUUGCAACCGGCACCGGUACGGAAAUCAGUAAAGGAACUGGAGGACGAAUAUCACGACUCGGAUGACGACUUGCCAGACGAUGCUAGCUUGUGGAAUGUUCCCUUAUCGCCGCGCCCGCAGGGAGAACGCCCAGUUUCACGCAGCAACAGUCUCGAUCAAGAAACCAACCCCAAGCCUAUACCCUUGUCACAUGCUGUGUCGCAGGAUGAAGUGGCCCCACGGUCGAAAUCGCGGACCUCUUCUCGGCAUUCUCCUGGCGCAAAGUCACGGCUUCAAUUCCAUCGUUCUUCGUCUGCAGGCCCCGAACGAGGCCAGAUAUCACCGCGAAAUCCACGCACUUACUCGUACAAUCUAGCCAUGGCUGAACUGUCGGAGGAAGCAAAGGUGUUGACCCAAACACUGGAGUACCAUGCCGAUGAUGCCGACCGCAAGCGCGAGGAAAGAGUCCAGAAUGGACUUGCUUCUGAACGAUCAAGUGUGGAAUCAAAACGGACAUCUGGUGUAAUGACAGAUCUGCCGCCGUUGCAGAAAUCCAACAUCAUGAUUGAUCCGUUACCUGUCAGCAAAGAGAAAGAGAAGGUCCUGAGUCGUACACGCCCUAGCUGGUUACCGCCAAAAGAUCCUUUGGAAGAAAAGAAACACUUGAAAGAGUACAAGAAGAUGAUGGCCUUGGCCAAGGAGGCAGAAAAGAAGAAGGCCGCUAAAGCUGCCGCUGAGCAGUGUGAAAAGGAUAAUACCAGGGAAACUCUGCAGCGGAUAUGGGAAGACCACGUUUUACCGCAUUGGAACGAAGCUAUUUCCGAGCCACGAACGCGAGAGUUGUGGUGGCGAGGCGUCACACCUCGGUGCCGUGGGGCUGUGUGGCAACGGGCCAUUAGCAAUGAGCUGUCUUUAACCACAGAAUCGUAUCAAAAAGCCCUCCAGCGGGCUAAGGAUGCCAAAUCUCGAGGCGAUGAAGGCGCUGGUGAUACCAGUCGAAGGAUGCGAGAAUGGUUCGCAGCCAUAUCUCGAGAUGUGUCGUCUGCAUUUCCUGAACUCCAUCUCUUCCAAGAAGGUGGUCCGCUCCGGGACACCCUAAUUGAUGUGUUGGAGGCAUAUGCCAUGUAUCGCAGUGAUGUAGGGUACACCUAUGGUCUUCACACUAUUGCUGCCCUCCUUGUUCUCCAACUCCCCACAUCCGCUUCCGCUUUCAUUGUCAUGGCCAAUGCGCUUAACCGUCCACUUCCUCUUGCAUUCCUUACCCACGACCGCAGCGCCAUAGCCCGAACAUACGGUCUCGCUUCUGCUACACUACGAUAUAAAUUCCCUCGUCUCUAUAGCCACUUAUACGAAACAGCCCAACUAAACGAUGAAGAUAUCUGGGGACCCAUGUUCCGAUCGCUAUUCACCAACGGUCUUGAUCUCGAACAUCUAAGCCGCGUAUGGGACUGUUGGGCCUUUGAAGGUGAUCGCAUUAUUAUCCGUGCUGGAGUAGCCAUUUUGGGCUGUCUUCAGGCCCAACUACUAGGUCUUAAAGCAACGGAUGCCAAGUCCUGUGAAGAGAUAAAACACGUCAUAGGCUGGGGCCCCCAUGACCUGGGCACGAUUUUGAGGGACGGCAAGACUCGCCAUAGCUCGCCAACGCCGAUCAUGGGAUUUGGUGGCGGUCAAUUUGCCAACGCCGGCGUUGGACAUUAUUGGAUUCUGAGUGUGGCUGGCAAUGAGGAUAGUUUCAUGAAUGAAGUACGAGAGGCUGGUAAAGUUCAGUCAUGA
Molecule: messenger RNA, 2355 nt
Organism: Talaromyces atroroseus
Lineage: Eukaryota; Fungi; Ascomycota; Eurotiomycetes; Eurotiales; Trichocomaceae
Exons: 3
Coding region: 1-2355 (784 amino acids)
Biological process (GO): activation of GTPase activity
Molecular function (GO): GTPase activator activity
Source: RefSeq, a predicted model, not a curated record